Messenger RNA from Ahaetulla prasina, 4941 nucleotides. It is a transcript of the gene LRRC3C, whose product is annotated as leucine rich repeat containing 3C. Gene Ontology annotation, molecular function: protein binding. The record is from RefSeq and is a predicted model, not a curated record. Lineage: Eukaryota; Metazoa; Chordata; Lepidosauria; Squamata; Colubridae. The transcript has 2 exons. Gene Ontology annotation, cellular component: plasma membrane. The coding region runs from base 515 to 1297 and encodes 260 amino acids.
AUACCAUGUGUGAAAAGAUCUUAUUGAAACAAUUAUCACACUUCAUUUAUGGGUAUUUUCAGAUUAGGUCUCUGUCUUUGGAUGCCCAGAAGGAAAGGUGGAGAGAAACCCAUAUCAUAUUAGAUAUAAAAAUGUGAAUGUAAGACUAUGAAAAUGCUGAAUAUACAAGUGCCUGCAAAUAUAAUGGUGUCAUGUAUUUUAUUUCCUACAGAAAGUUAUUUGGAAUAGGAUUCCACUAAUGAAAAUUUAUGAAAAUGAACUGUUUUCAUUAGGUUAGUUUUCAACUCCCAUCCACAAUGUUUUUUCUACUUCUGCAAGCAUAUUCACAUGUUUCUUAGGUUUGGGGUUACAAUUCUGGCAGCAUUCAACACCACUUUGGAGUGACUGAAAAAAUGAAGUUCACAAAAAAUGAUAGCACUCCCUAAGUCAUAUUCUCCAAGACUUCCUAAGAAACAGAGAAAGUACUGGAAGGAACAGAUGACAGAGUGGAUACACAGUUACCUGGUGCCCCAAUAUGCCUUUUCUGGACUGGUUCCUCUACCACUCAGUUGCCAUGUGGCUGCUCCUCCAGAGUUUUGUUCUGAUGGCCUUUUGUUUCCACUCAGCCACCACUUUUCCCAAGGGGUGUUAUCCCUCCACUGAAGAUGGCUUCAAAACUUUCCGCUGCAGUAAAGCUCAACUUACAGUUAUCCCAAAAGAUAUACCCAAUGAUACCAACAAGUUAUACUUGGAUUAUAAUCAGAUUUCUUUCCUGCCCAAUGACGCCUUCCAACAUUUGCCACUUCUAGUAGAACUAGACUUGUCCCACAAUGUCAUAAGUCGCAUGGAAGUUGGAGUCUUUAGGAGCUUGUCAGAGAACCUGCAUUCACUGGACUUGUCUUCUAACAAGCUAGUGUCAAUCAAUAAAGAUGUCUUCAGUGCACUAAAAGCCAAAGCCAACUUAUCCAACAAUCCUUGGCUCUGUGACUGCACACUCCAACAGCUGGUUGAAAGAGUAGAGCUGGUUGCUGGUACCUCUGAUGGGAUUGUGUGUGAUGCCUCUGCACGGAAAGAGCACAUUGGCAAGCCUUUUCUGCAGUUGAUUGGAGACAUAGAUUUCUGCAACAUCUAUAAAAAGACCACAGACAUCGCCAUGUUGGUCACCAUGUUCGGCUGGUUCGCCAUGGUGAUCUCAUAUUUAAUCUACUAUGUCCGGCAGAAUCAAGAGGAUGCCCGACGACACUUAGAGUAUCUCAAAUCCUUGCCCAGCAAGCAGAAGAAGUCAGAAGAGUCAUCUACAAUUAGCACUGUAGUGUGACCAAAAUUAAUAAUCCUUUCACCCUCACAAAUCCCCAGGAAACUAUUGUCCAUUGGAGUAGAUAGGUUUUACAUCUACUUUGGGUGGAUCAUGUCUGCUAGAUGCUUGAAUGCACAAUGGCUGAAGAGACUGUUAUUAAACAAAGAAUGAAAAUUUUAAAAGACUUAAGGAGGUAAGGCCUUGCUUAUAUAAAAGGCCUCACUUACUUUCAUUCCUGAGCAAUGAAAAAACACAAGUAAUCAUAAAUCAUAGCCAUGGUUGAAUUCACUGGCACAAUUCAAUGUAUGGAAUAGUGCCAUGUUAUGUAUCAGUUAUUUCUCAGUGCUGCAGUGGAGGCACCGUCACACCCAGACUUUGCAAAACCUCCCAGCUCUCAACCUCUUGUACUAUUCCAUGGAGGAAGUUCCCACCAUAUAAUGUUCUAGAGAUUCCAAGAAUCGGGAGUGAGAUGAUUCUGUUUUCUCUUGUUGUCACAAGGAUUUUGCUGCAGCCCUAACUUACUGGAGUCAAAAGCAAACUUCCCCAACCUGGUUCCCACUAAUUGUGUUGGGCUUUUAGGAGUUGCCCUACACAGUGGUAGUAUUCUAAGUCUUGGGAAGGCACAAUAAUAAUAAUAGUAAUAGUAAUAAUUAAAUACUAGAAGACAUGCCAGCCUAUUAUUCAUGUGCAAAUAAUUCCAAAUUCAAAUACUGAUCCUUUGAACACACAGUUGAUAACCAUUGUUGAGUUUCCUCUCCAAUGCUUCAUAUCAAUAUGUUUUUUAAAAAAUUAAAUAAAUAUUUUUCUUAUUUGCAGGAAUCUAUUAGUAUAUUAAGUAUAGAGGGAGGGACAGAAAGAAGGGUCAAAGAAUAUUUUAAGCCAUUCUUGCCAAUUUUACUGCUUUUGUAAGAUUCUUUAUGGGGCCUAUUUAGAAAUGGAAAAUCUCAAUUGAAGUGAUGCAGCAAAAAUUCAGAAAACAACACAAAGAAAACAUUCAUAAUCACCUUGAUUCAGAGAACAACAGGAACAGCAGAAGCUGUAGACAAGAUAUCUGCUUCUGCAAACAGUUCAGCUAUCUUUGAAGUUACAUUCACAGCUACUUUGUGUGUAGGGGAAGAGGCAGCAUGUGAUUUCACCUGCUUCAAAACUUCUUUGCCCAGUACAUGGCUUGGUGAAAUCUUGUCCUAGGUAAGAACCUUGUCUGCAGGUCUGUGUUCUAAGAAAAUGAAAGCUGCCAUGCUGUGACUUCACUUAAUCAAGGUGUGAUUAUUCUUUUCACUCAUUUUCUUUCUCGUUACAAAAUGGUUGCAUCAUGACACUAGUGAUAGAGGACUUCAAAAAGCCUAACAGUUGAGAGCUUGGUUCAUUCUGAUGAAAUAACUUAGAAAAUAAUAACUAUUACACAGAAAUCAUCAACCAAUAGCCAACAUUAUUUAGCUGGGCACCUAUAAGCAACAUAUGUCACAUGACCAAGAAAUGUAUAGCAGUUGUCAUUUUUUUUUCUUCUCAAGGGGAACACUGCACAUUUUCUUUGGCUAAAUUUUCUGGACUUAAAAAAUGUGGAAAUUCAAACACAAGUCAGUAGUUUUUAAAAUGGGUCAAUUUUUAAAUAUAAUCUGUAGCAAUAGCUGGAUAUCCAUUUUGCUGGAAUGCUUCACUUCUGCUCAUGAAUAUGGACUUACGGAUCACUAAUAUAAAUAUUUGGAUAAGUAGUCAAACAUGAAAUGGAGGAUACAUCUACAAUAUAUGUAAGGUAUAGAAUAGAAUAAUGAGGAUUAUGUUCUUCAAUACCUUUUUUUAAAAACAAAACAUUCUAGAAUCAAAUACGAGAAUAAUUUAAUUGGAUUCCAAAAGAGCAUUGCUUUCUUUCCAUUUGUCAGAACCAAAAAUACGAAUCUGUGAAAUGGAAGAAAGGGGUGGGGGAGGGAGAGCCAUUCACAUCUUGCAUUUUGUUAUUUCUUCCCUCCUAGAAAUGGGUCUGCUUGUGUGAAUAAGAAUCCAACACUUGAGCAAUGAUAAAAAAAAAGUUUUUAUAACAGCUUUCCUCAAGCCAGCAUUUUCCAGAUGUGUCAGAUACAACCCCCAGCAGUCUCAAUAUGUAGCAGGAUUGGGGAUAUUAAGAAAUGCAGUUUUACAUACUUGGUGCCUGUCAGGAUUGUGGCUCAUACUGGAACUCUAAUACAAUUCAUCCUCUGCAUUGUUAAAAUAGGGCCACUAGCAGUAUGGCUGGUCCUUGAUGCCUAUCUAUUCUUCCUACCUAUCUUCAUGAAUGUAAGCCAGAUGUUCUCACGUCUCAACUGUGAUACCCUCCAUAUCUCCAGGUAUCUGAAAUGUGACGGGAAUUGACAUGGUUGAGAUCCCCGCGUUGUGCUACUCACAUAAGUAGGUUUUUUUUAAGGGAAACAAAAUUAUCCAGACAUAAAACUUGCAAUGGCUCCAACUAAGACAUAAUGUUAGUAGAAAAUGUAAACAAAUCUGAUGUCUCCUGCUACCCAACUUUGCACCACCUUCAUAUAUAUAUACCAAUGUGCCAUUUUCAAGGGUUGCUUUGUCAAGAUUUCCCUAAAUAUUGGAAGAAGCAAAUGUGGAGAACUUUAGGGAAGUGUGCUUGGAGACUAUUUUUACUUAAUCUGGAUAUUGAGGUUCUUAAUAUUGGAGAUGGAGCUGUAGGCAAUGAAACCAUCUGUGUGGCAUAUCAUUCAAAACUGCCAUUAUGACCUGGAGGUCCACCUGUAUUCCUCAUGUGCCUACCUGGUUUGUACUUGAGGGAAUUCUGCCCUGCCAGGUUACUAGACCAUCUUACACUCUGCUGUGGCCCAUGUGGGUAAGAGGUAGAGAUUGCAUCGACCUGCCAUUCUCUCAAGUGCCCUUUAUUGAGAGGUUGCCUCCUCAAGAGCUUUAUGGUCUGGUUUUUCAGGGCAGAGCUUUUUGUGGGUGGACGAGGUUUUUUUUUGCAAGUCCUACCUACUUUGUAACAAAAUUCUUCCCUUGAUUUUCAAGAGGUUCCGUCUUCUGUUUCCUUACCAAUAAAAGCCAAAACGCCUUCAUUGGAAGAAAGAGAUUGUGUUGCUGUUGUGUACCAUCAAACAGAAGGGGCGCUGGUCACCAAACGUUUGUGUGAGGAUCCAGAUGAGAGCUGACCUGCUACUGUGACCAAGUACUGAGGAAACACAGGAUGAGAAGAAUGUACACGCUCUCUUUCUCCGUUGAUAAGCAGCCUUAUGCCUUGAGCUUUUCAAACUUAGUACCUCUUCUCUACAUUCCCAGUAUGCGGUUGGACUCCUCUAAUGGGAUGCUGGUAGUUUACAAAGAGCUGCGCACAAAGAAAAUCUUGAGAAAUCAGAAUGCUCACUGAAAACCUUUACACAUGCACAAAAGGGAGAAAACAAAGAAGUUAUGUAAUAAUCAAAGUAUUUCCUGUUUUCCCUUCCCCAACAAUGUUAUUUAUUUAAUUUUCUUUUCCCAUGAAAAAAGAUAAAUAAACAAUAAUUAAGCAGGAUGUAUUGGAUGGUGCCAUGAUGUUCUUGUGUCUCUGGAAAGAGGUCCUUGUUUUCACACAGCUGAACUAAUGGGAUGGACCAAGAUAUGUGGGUUCCUGCAGUGGGCAAAAUAGAUCGUUAGAUGAUAGAUGGAUAGAUAUAGAUUUUGUAGUGCACUUAGAUAUA